CUCAGUUGAGCGAACGUAAUUGCACAAAGCUGCUGCAAGCAAAUCCAAACUGCCUGCUUUGCAAUGCUGCACAAAAAAUGUUCGCCAACGCCAUCUCGUCGUUUUCGCUGGUGCAUACAAAGAAUGCGAGCGCUGUUUGCCAUCAUCGACAUGCAAGUAAAGACAAGACGAAGGGAAAGGCUCGGCGCACGGCGUGGCCUGGAGAGGAACGGGAAAGUGCAACCCGGGCCUUGCCCCUCCCACAGUCCGGCUGGGCGUCUGGCACACCCAACCUACCCCGACGGAGAGCCAGCCAUCUGCGCACUUGAGUACGCCCCGCUAAUACCUUCAACUGGCAGAUUGCACCGGUCUUGCGGUGCGGCCAACAACGGGCGCGGCCGGCAGGUCAACACAAAGGCGCGGUAGACGAUGUGCUGCCGGUCGUACCGCCCUUCCUGGGCUUCAUUGUGGCACCGAUGCGACCAGGUGACAGAAGGGGCUGCGACGCGGGGCAGGCCCCGUGAAAAACACGGGCGCACGGCGAACCCGAUGGCGCAUCGGCUUGCACCUGCAUUCAGCCGGCAGGUCUACUAGUCUACGUUUACACUUCCCAUUUUCACCGCCUGAACCAUGAUGAUACUCACGCCCGCGGGCUCCUCGGCGGCCGCUCUGCACGCGGCCAGCAGCGGCGGCCGCAGUCGCACUCGACUCAGCGGCGCCAGCACUCGCCGUGGCAUCUGCUGCAGCAGCCAUGGGCCGGCUUCGUAUAGCUUCGCUACUGGCCUGCCUAGCAAGCGGCUGAGCUGCGCGGGGGCUGCAGCAGGGGCCUUCCGUGGGUCUCGGAGCGCGCCGCUCCGGAACCGCAUCAUCGCGGCCGCCGCGGCGCCGCGCAGCCCUCCGGGCAGCAGCACCAGCAGCACCCUCGGAGCCGACCCGCCGCAGAAGAACGCCGCGGACGCGGCCGGCGGCGGGCACAAGCCGCAGCAGCCGGCGGCGGUGAUCGGCAUCGACUUCGGCACCUCGGGCUCGGGCUACAUGGCGGUGGUGCUGCCGGCGCCGGGCCGCGCCAAGCAAACCACCAUGUGCACCGCCUGGCCCGACUGCCCGGAGGCCAGCGGCGACAGCAAGACGCGCACAGCGCUGCUGUACCGCGGGAGCAAGGUGGACUCCUUUGGUUGGACGGCGUGGAAGCGCUGGGCCGGCAUGACAGAGGCGGAACGGCGCAAGGAGGACUGGUGCUACGUGGAAGGAUUUAAACUGCUGCUGGAUGGCGAGGACAGCGGCAGCGUCAGUAGCAGUGGUGAUGGUGGCAGUAGCCUGGCGCCGCCUGAUGAGCUGGUGGCAACGGGUGUGAGCUCCCAGCUGCCCAGGGGCAAGGGCGCGACGGAGGUGGUCAGCGACUUCCUGGCAGAGCUGCGCAAGUACGUUACAAAGCGCCUGCAAGGACCGCGGCCCGCCGCCGGGGCUACUGCCACCGCCACUGCUGCGCCUGCGCCGCCCGCCCUGGAUAUGAAGUCCGUGGUGUGGUGCGUCACGGUGCCGGCCCUGUGGCACGAGGCCGCCAAGCAGCGCCUUCGCAGGGCCGCCAGCAUGGCAGGCUUCAUGGCGACUAACAACCCCGACUCUCUGAUCCUGGCGCUCGAGCCGGAGGCCGCUGCUGUCGCUGUCGUUGCCACGGGCAGCAGCAGCGGCGGCAGCACCAGUUGCAUCAGCGGCGGCGGCAGCAGCAGUGGCAGCGGUAGCGAUGGCACCGGCGGCGGACUCGUCCUCACGCAGGUGACUUCGGACCCGGGCACCACUGACGCCGCUGGCCCCUCGAAAGCCUCCGCCGCAGCUGCGGGGCAGCAGCAGCAGCACCAGCACCAGCACCAGCACCAGCAGCACACGCGGCUGGCGGACGGCGACGUGGUGUUGGUGGUGGACUGCGGCGGCGGCACCGCCGACAUCACAAUGCACGAGGUGGUCAUCGACGAGGGCGCAGUGGGGGCCGGCGGCGGCAAGGCGCCGCCGGCUGUGCACUUGUAUGAGGCGGCGGUGGGCUGCGGCAUCAAGGCGGGCGGCCGCUUUGUGGACGCGGCUCUGUUUGCGCUGCUGCGGGGCCACGUGGGGCCGGAGGUGUGGGACGAGUGGAAGAAGCUGCACCCGGGCGAGUGGACGGACUUUGCGAUGCGGUGGGAGACCACCAAGCGGGUCAUCAAGGGCGGCCACGUGGACCUGCAGCUGCCGCCUGGUCUGGUGGCCAUGCGGCGGCAGCAGCCGCCGGCGCCGCAACCGCCGGUGAGUGGGUCCGCCGCCGGACCAGACCAGGCCAGGCCGCCACAGGAGAGGCCCCUGCGGCAGCUGGAGGAGGAAGAGCAGGAACACGAGGAGGAGGAGGAGGAAGAGGAGGGAGGCGCGAGUGCGGCGCCGGCAACAGGCCGCCGCCAGGGGCUAGAGGGGUGGAUGACGGAGCGGCUGCGCUGGGGGCGCGGCCACACCAGCCCGCAGACCAUGAACGAGAGGCGAGCGGCCGCCGACGCCAACAGCAAGAGCAUCAGCGGCAGCAGAAAGAGCAGCAGCGGUGGCAAUGGCAGUAGCCGCGGCAGUAGCAGCAACCAGCAGCAGCAGCAGCAGCAGCCUCUGCCCCAGGACGGUGUCAUUCUGGAUUCCAUCACGGGGGUGGUGCAGCUCAGCGAGCGGGUGCUGGAGGCGGAGGUGUUUGGGCCCGUCAUGGAGCAGAUCGUGGUGGCGGCGGCGGAGGUGGAGGCGCGCGGGCGGGAGCAGGACAAGAGACUGACCAAGGUGCUGCUGGCGGGCGGCUUCGGCAACUCCCGGCUGCUGCAGCGGCGGCUGCUGCGCCUGGCGGGCGAGUGGGGCGUGCCGCUGGUGCUGCCGCGAGACCCUGGCGCCGCCGUGGUCACGGGCGCCGCGCUGCUAGGCCUGGAGCCGAGCUUCGUGGUGGCGCGGCGCAGCCGGCUGACGUACGGCGUGCGCUGCCGCGCGCCCUGGACAGUGGCGUUCGCAGAGAGCGCCGCCGCCUUUGGCUACCCGCAGCGCGUUUGGCGUGACGAGGACGGGACCAUUGAUGCCGACGAUGUGUUUGAGACGUUUGUGCACGCGGGGCAGCUGGUGGGCACCAACGAGGUCGUGAAGCGCGUGUUCUGCCCCAACAGCAGCACCUCCACCGCUACUCAGUGCGACCUCUACUGCACACCCGCCGCGCUGGCCACCUGUGUCGCCGAGCCCGGCAUGCGGCGGCUGGCCACCGUAACGCUGCCGCUGCCGGAGGGCUGGCUCAAGGCAGUGGGCCGGCGCACCGACUAUGCCGUCCAGGUGGAGAUGCACUUCGGCACCUCGGAGAUCAAGAUGGCGGUGAGCGACCCGCACACCAGGGAAGCCGUGCUGGCGCCCCAUGUCGACUGGAGGUAGCUGCGUGUGUGUGUGUGUGUGUGUGUGUGUGCGUAUAUGUGUACGCGCGCGUAUGUGUGUGUGCGUGUGUGUGUGUGUGUGUGUGUGUGCGUGUGCGUGUGUGUGCGGAUCUGCAGUGUGCCGGCCUGUGGUGUGGGAUGUGGGGUGGGGUGCGAUGGGGGCUUGCAGCUGGAGUGCUGCUGGCCUGGAGCGUGAUGGCGGUGCAGCGGCAGCCACAAGCUUCAUCAGCCUUGCUUGGAUGCUGCAGAGGGGGAGGAGGAGCAAGCGGACCUGUACCUGUAUCUACAUGUGUAUAUUAAUUUGUUGUUAAGAGUUCUUCCCUUGUUCGUUGUUCGUGAGGCUCUUGCGUGCAUGCCAGCAAUGUACAGUACAAAGACGCCGCAUGCGUUCGGGUUGUGUUCGGGUUGGGUUGCCUUGCGGUUUGUCCGUUGAUGUUGCGAGUCAGUUUGCGGACAUGAACGGUUGCAGCGGUGACACUCGUGCCUGCUCAGGAGGAAGAAAGGCGGGCAAGGGACCAUGCGGCGCCAUGUGCAAAUGUGUGCAUGGGGGCAUCAUUGUUGGAUUGCUGUCCGCCCGAACACACAAUUGCAAAUGCAAGCUGGUCUUAAGGCGAUGUGCAUUUCUGCAGGCGGUUGGGUGAGCGCUUUGCGGGCUGUGGGCAGCUGUGGGUUGUGGGACAGCGAGGGGCGGGCAGUCCUGGGAAUCGCCG
Messenger RNA from Chlamydomonas reinhardtii, 4096 nucleotides. RefSeq lists its product as uncharacterized. The transcript is spliced from 12 exons. The record is from RefSeq and is a predicted model, not a curated record. Bases 610 to 3387 code for a protein of 925 amino acids. NCBI's taxonomy places the organism in Eukaryota, Viridiplantae, Chlorophyta, Chlorophyceae, Chlamydomonadales, Chlamydomonadaceae.